GUUCCGAUUUGACUUUACUCACGCGAGGGUGCGCUGUCGCGUUUCGUUCCCAGUAGUUCUGUUUUUGAGAGUCAACUCCCUCAAAUAUCGUACAAGUGCUAACUUAAACAACUGAAAGCGUUGAAUUAUUCGCACAAAUUAAAUGUGACAACAAUAGAAGAUUACGAAGCUUGAAUUUGGCGCAUUCACUACGCGUCUUCGGGGUUUAUUUACUUUCGUGAGAAAUGACGACGCGUUCUUCGCCUUAUUUAGGAUUUAUUAAAGAUGCCGCGAUGUGCCGCGAAGCGUGACAACAACCAGACCGCCAGCAGCACCAGAGCGUUGAAUAUUGGAAUAAGGGGGGAUUUGUGUGCGCCGGAGUGUUUUAUUCCGGCGUAAAAUGUCUCAACUGUUAUCAUACGGGUGGAUCGCGAAAGGUUCAUCCAUUUUCAUGGAAGAUAGUGAUGAUUCGUAGCUGAUACACACUUCGAAGUAGCGGUGUUUAUGUUGUGAGAUUGCUGCUAUCAUAAAAGUGCAAGUGCAGUAAUGGUAUCGAAUUGUGUAUUUCUGAUUAAUGAAUGUGAUCAAUUGUGACUGUGGGAUCUUGAACCAGUUGUUGAUUGUAAGAAAUGAGAAGAAUUCGAAAAACAGUGAUUCGGCGCAUGUUUGGAUUAUCACAUUGAAUUUGGAUUAGUUUGGAGCAGUGCAUUUCCAGUCUGGCGCCCGCUAAGAUUGCUGUUUCGCUCAUUUUCGCUGCACAUCAAAAUGCUACUGUCCUUGUGGAGGGCGGGCAGCAGGAAGCAGCUUCUAUGAGGUGUCUUAGGAAGAAGAUGUGCCAGGUCUUCUCGCUGACCCAUCGAUAUAAACGAACUUUGCAAGCAAUGGCGGCAGGGAUUUUCCUGAUCUACAUGACUCUAGUUCUGUAUCAGAACGUUUACGGCUACAGCAGCAGCAAUAGUGUCCAGGAACAGCAAUACAACUCGCUCGAUUCGGCAGGAGUGACCGCGGCCCUUGCCUCAGCAGAUAAUGUGAUAUCCAAACGGGAUAACGGUGCAAAUAGUGAAGCGUUAAGUGUGAAUGGUGCCCCGAACGGGAGCGCGCAUGUAAAUAUGUUAAUCAAUAGUAGGCUAAGAAAUAGUAAACCGACCCGGUCGGAUUACUACGAUCCGUAUCCGCACGGACAGCAGUCGGUCACGGGGACGCCGAAACCGCCAACGACCGAGCUGGACGAUCUGCUGAUCAGCGUCAAGACCACCAAAGGCUACCACGACACGCGGCUGGAGAUGAUCACCAAGACGUGGUACCAGUUGGCGAAGGAGCAGACGUGGUUCUUCACCGACACCGACGACCAGCACUAUCAGAAGCUGACAAAUGGCCACAUGGUCAAUACCAACUGCUCGCAAGGACACUUUCGGAAGGCGCUCUGCUGCAAGAUGGGAAAGGAGUUCGAGUUCUUUCUCGACAGUGCCAAAAAAUGGUGGUGCCAUUUCGACGACGAUAACUACGUCAACGUGCCGCGGCUGGUGCGACUGCUGGACGAGUACAGUCCCACACAGGACUGGUACCUGGGGAAACCGAGCAUCUCCUCGCCGCUGGAGAUCUUUCUAGAUAAUACCAAAUCAUCCACCGAGGUGAACAAGAAGGUGACCUUUUGGUUCGCCACCGGCGGUGCCGGGUUCUGCAUAAGCCGGGCGCUGGCGCUCAAGAUGUUGCCGAUUGCAAGCAGCGGCAAGUUCGUGGCCAUAGGCGAUAAAAUUCGCUUUCCGGAUGACGUGACGAUGGGGUUCAUCAUCGAGCACACCUUAAAUGUUCCUUUAACCGUGGUGGAUGCGUUCCACUCGCACCUUGAACCAAUGGAGUUCAUCCGACCGGAAACGUUCCACGACCAGGUUUCCUUCAGCUACGCACGCAUGAAGAACGAAUGGAACGUGGUCAAGGUGGACGGGUUCGACCUCAAAACGGACCCCAAGCGGAUCUACUCGCUGCACUGCUAUCUGUAUCCGUUCUUCAGCAUAUGUCCCAAAACGAUCAAGCGGAGAUGAUGAUGACCGCCCUACAGUUUCACUGCUAGGACUGCGACAGCUAAGGAACUCCAAACCAAAACGCGAACAACGACGAGGACGAAUGCAAGAGCGAAAGCUGGAAACUCUGGUGAAAGUGUUUGAAUUGAAUCGACAAUGAACCGAAACAAUGGCAACAAACUACAACACUGUCUGUGAUUGAACCUAUUGAAUUUUGUUUUGUAUAAAGAAUAUGUUAGCAGUUAGAACAGUCAACGAUAUAUCUCGAGCUAACUCUGUAAUAGCAGCUAGUAUAAUCGAAUAGGUUAAAAAACGAGUAUAGCAGGUGAAGAAAUGCGGGCCUACCUAGGAGGAGCCCAUCUAGUCCCUUAUGUGCAGCUGAAUUAGGAUUUAUUCGUAAUGUGAAAUGCGUCUUCCUACUUCCUUGGUUGAAGAGAAGUGUAAUUGCAACGUACUAGACAAAAAGUGCUCUAUACAUAAAACACAGAGAAAAGGCAAUAAUGUAUAUUCCUUGUUUUAGGCAAAUCACUUUAUGUAUGUAAAUAUGUGCAAAAUGAAAAACAAGUGUAAUUAUAGAAUUAUACAGGAUGAAAAUCGUUGUUUUUAUAAAGUUAGGCGUACGUAAAAAUUUGACUAUUGUUUUAAGAUCAAAAUAAAGCGAAUUGUGUUAAUAAAUCAUAAAUCUAAAA
Molecule: messenger RNA, 2689 nt
Organism: Armigeres subalbatus
Lineage: Eukaryota; Metazoa; Arthropoda; Insecta; Diptera; Culicidae
Product: fringe glycosyltransferase
Exons: 8
Coding region: 789-2021 (410 amino acids)
Biological process (GO): regulation of Notch signaling pathway
Cellular component (GO): membrane
Molecular function (GO): O-fucosylpeptide 3-beta-N-acetylglucosaminyltransferase activity
Source: RefSeq, a predicted model, not a curated record